CUGACAGACAGAGAGGAGGGAGAGAGGAAGGAGAGAGCAAAAAAGAGAGGGAGGGAGACAGAGCAAUGCCAUUGGUCGACCGUUAUAACACCAAGCGUGAUAGAAAUAUUUCUCUCGCAGUCCAAGAAAUAGAGAGGCAGAGACAGUAGACUCAGGAAACACAUUCAGGUCUGUUUUCAAAAUCUGUGGAAGAGAAGAAAAAAAAGACAGGAGGGUUCAGAAAGAGAGGAGGGCAGACAGAGGAGCAGAUAAGGAAAAGGAUGGACUAAUUAACUUAUGACCACUGAGGGCUUUGGAGAUUUUUGCUUAAGAACAGGAGAGAUUUCAAAAUCAGAUGCGACUCAACAUGUAGUUGUUCUGCAGGGUCCUGGUCAGAUUCUCCCCUUUUCUUCCCCCCUCCGAAUUUAAUUGUUUUACUCUACAAAGACAGAUGUGAAUGUUUUCUGGAGUAAUCUGGGGGAUGCGUCUGAGGGAGAGAUGCAGAGCAGAGAAUUCUGACAUGGUGCCGACCCAAAUUGACAGAGACGAGGAAAGAGUGGACUGUUCAGUGGCGGCAGACACGUCUCCAGCCAGACACAGGUAUUCUCUACUCGACACUAAGAUCAGUCCGGAUAUCGAUCCAUGCUAAUUGAAACUAUCGUCAAUAUCGUGCUCUGAUCUUGUAUUUUGUGUGAAUGCGUGUUAGUGGCAUUGUAAUGUUAAAUAGUCGUUUGAAUUGGAACCUAACUCCAAUAUUUGGACAUCUCCUUUCAUUGCAAAAUCAACAUUGGCAGCCGGUAAUUUGCUUUGUAAGGAAAACUGUGUGACGCGCAGAGAAAUAUCCACGAUCAGAUUCAUAUGGACGUAAAUCAUUUCUCAAAAAUGUACUAAUACAAUAAGUAAUAUACCAGGAGAGUGUAUUUGUAAACUAUAACUCGCAGCUUAUCUAUAUGUUUGUUUACUUACGUGUUGAAUAUGAUAUGCGUCACUACCAGUGUUCUUGAUUUAGAGCAACAGAUGAACUGAAAGCCAUAAGACAAACUACUGACCUAUUACAAGCCAUAACCAUCUUAGACAAUAAUCCUGUUUGAAACGCAACGCUGUGCUUUCUAAUGACAAGAAUCCUGUGCUUCUGUUGUCAGCGUGUCAGCCGCACACUUACUGUGAGGAACGAAAAGAGUAUGUAGGUUUGUCUAAAGAGAAACCACAGGGAGGAGGAGGAUACAGACAUAUUUUGCCUGUCAGAGACUCAAAAGAAGGGCAUCAGGCCAACAACAGACAUGUAAGUGCUUCCUAAAUCAAAGCGAGAGAGGAGGGGGUCCAUCCUGCUGUUAAGAUACACAAAAGGGGACAAAGACACAGCCUGAGUGGAAGUGAAGCCACAGUCGGCCUGAUUAUUGAUUGUUACUAAAACUGAGUGCUUUGCCUACCUGGACAACACGGACUCGACCUGCGUCAGAGGUGGAAAACAGUCAGUAGCCUCUACUAAAGUAGAGGGAGCAAUAGAUUCAGAGCAGAGAGGAGGAGAGGGGUUUCCCUGUCCUUUCUCUCGACCCUUCCCGUCGUCAGGCUGGCAGGCACAGCCACGGCAUUCACCUUUGCGGCCUUCUGCUACAUGCUCACCUUGGUGCUGUGCGCCUCUCUCAUCUUCUUUGUCAUAUGGCAGAUCAUCGCUUUUGAUGAGCUGCGCACAGACUUCAAAAACCCCAUUGAUCAGAGCAAUCCCACCAGAGCGAGGGAACGGAUUCUCAACAUCGAAAGAAUCUGCAACCUGCUUCGCAGAUUGGUGGUCCCGGAGUACUCCAUCCACGGACUCUUCUGUCUGAUGUUCAUGUGUGCUGGAGAGUGGGUCACACUCGGCCUGAAUAUCCCACUGCUCUUCUACCAUCUGUGGAGGUUUUUUCACCGGCCAGCCGACGGGUCAGAGGUCAUGUACGAUCCGGUCAGUGUGAUGAACGCCGACAUCCUCAACUACUGCCAGAAGGAGUCGUGGUGUAAGAUGGGCUUUUAUCUGCUCUCUUUCUUCUAUUAUCUCUACAGUAUGGUCUAUGCCUUGGUGAGCUUUUAACUCACGGGAGAUCUGGAGAGAGAAAAAAGGGAAAUAUCUGUAAGAAAGACUCAGAAGAAUGAACUGGACACUUCAACUCUUCCUCUCUCCAUACUCCCACCCCUGGCUUGGGUUUCCAACAGUCAAAACAAGGACAAACCAAGACCAACCCGAGUGAUAAUGUGAAUGUAAAGGUGUCGCCUCCACUCGAUUAUGUCGCUUUAUCCCAGAUACUGCUGUCGGUCAGCCAGACGAAGUUUUGGAGGAUGGGAAUGAAACAGAAUGAGGACGCAGAAGGUGUUUGUGUUGCCUUUGACCCAUUAUAAGAUUUUAACAAUAUGAAGGGCUGGAGUUUUUUUUCCCCAUGCUGCUCUUACUGCUACAGUCGCUCAACUCACUGUGAAUCUCCAAACACUUUGGAAAAGGAAAUAAUCCAUGUGCAUUCUGAGAGUUUGAAAAGCAGGAUUGUGUUGGUGUCAUUCCAUGUGUAAAAUAUUUGCUUUGGUUGUGUUACAGGUUAAUAAAACUGUAAGAAACAGGUUGAAUAGGGCAGGAGAACUUUAACACGUUGUAAGAAACGCAGGAGGCCUUGCAGGGAAAUAACGCUUUUUAACCAGGAUGAAAAUAAAGCAUUGGCCAAGACAUCAUUGCCUUGAUGAUAACCUCCACCAAAUGUUGAAUUUCACACUGUAACUAAAGCAUCAAAGAAAUAAUCAUAGGUUUGACUGUAAGAGUCAAUGCUUUGUGGUGUGUAUUUAAAUAAGUUCAAGUCCAUAGCUGUGAGGGCCUAUUAUUCCAGGUUCAUGCUUUCUGAGGAGCUUAAGGCUCAGGCAUAUGACAUCAAAAAAGUUUAUAUCUAAAAAACAUUGUGCCAAAUUUAAACAAGAAGUCAAUUUGUUCAAGUGAAAAGAAAAAUUAUGAGUAUCUGUAUCUACAUGCUGUGUUGUUACUGCCAGGCCAUGACUUUUAUUUUUUCACUCUUAAACACACGUUAGACCUUGGCGCAAUGUUUUUUACUUAAAAAAGUAGAAACUUAGUUCUGUCGUAAUUCUUUUUGUAUGUGUGCAGGGAGCGCCUUAUUCCUAUUUCCUAUUCCUAGUGACGUUUACUCUUAAUCAUCUGCAUCUAUACUAUAGUCAUUUUAGCACAGCAGCUCUUCUCUAAAAAUGAGGUAGAUUAUAGAAAAUAUCAUGUACAAAAAGCAAUUUAAAAACAGCAAACUAGCAAUGUAAUAGGAUUCAUGAGACAUGUCGAUGCAGUUUUAUUCAGUGUGUGUAAUGAUAGUGUGUGGGACGCAAGUGACACAUGAGACAACAGUGACUCUAUGACAGCGUCUCAGUUAUUUAAGAAGUGUAAAGACAGCGAAGUCGCUUCAAAACAUCUACAAUCAUAUAAUCAAGGUUUUAAGGGACGUUUUAAGGUUUUGCUGAUGACUGAGAUUUGUAAACAGCGAAGCCUUUUCUCAGCUGGUGCCACCUUCGCUAUCAUGUGUGCAUACUUUAGGAGCAUAAACUGUGGGACUCACUUCCGCAAAGAAAUGUGUUGAAUACUGCAGCCUGUUGAAGUAAUUGAUUAUGUCAAAAAUUCACACCCUAACAUCUGUUCUUUCUGAUUUUUCAUUCAAAAUAUCAUAAAAUCAUUGGGCACUGUAGUUUGAAGCAAAUUUUACUAGGUAAAUGAGUAAAUAGUGGAUUUCUUGGGAACUAUACUCAGCAGCGUAGUGAUACGUAUUUCCAACAGCAGGACAGUGAAUGUUGGAUCAAAAAAAUACAGUGCCCUGGUUCAUCGUAAUGAAUGAACACGAUAGCCAGUUCAAUACUAUGCGCUCUUUAAGCUUUUAAUACUUGGCUUUUACAAUAGAAGAGAUAGGAAUAAAUCAUCGCUGGUUUUGGUCUUCUUGUGGAAUGUGUUGACAAUUUAAAAAAUGUGGAACAUCAACAGACUUGUCCUCUAAAUAUGUUAACUGUGAUGCACAUGACACUAGAAUGGCACUCAGUGGAGCGCAGACCUCCGCCAAGGCCCACAGAGGAAACUCUUCCCACAGAUCUGGAUAUUAUGGAUGCCAAUUUCUUCCAGAUAUAUCCUCAUUAUCUCAGCUACACAUUGGUAGUAGUUUGUAUUUUGUACAAAACAGCGGCUGAGAAUAGAUUCCCCCCCAAUAAAAACAUAUAUAUAUAUAUAUAUAUAUAUCACUUUAAUCUGGUAAUCUGGAUUUUUGUUCUGAUCUGCACCAAGUGGUAAACAGUCAUAGAUAUUCACCUCCUAAAUAUGCCUGAUUAAAAAAUAAAAUCAUAGCCCUUGCAUUAUUCCCUGAGAAAAUGGCAAAAUAAAGAUCACGUUGUUAACAAGAAUGGCACUUAGUAGAGCGCAUACCUCCACCAAGACCCAACCCAUAAAUUGAAUUAAGCCAUCAACAUCUCGCAAUGACAAAGAAACCCUGAAUUCCUGGAUGGCGUCUUCAUUGACUCAGCACAUCCUUCCACCAAGUACCAUGUUAAUCCAUCCAGUGUUUUUUGUGACAAACAACCAAACAAACCAAUCGACUGGGGAGAAAAAAUAACCUCCUUAGCUCGACAAAAUUACCUAAAUCCAUCUGUAUUGACUAAUUGUUAAGUUAGCUUUCAUUUGCUUUGCAUUUCAGACAUUUUCUUGACAUUUACUGAAUUAAAAUGUAAUGUUAUAGUUUCCCUGUGGAGCAUUUUCAAUAUUGAGCAUUGUCAUAUUUAAACCUUAAAUCCCAGUUGUCAGCGUCGGAGUCUCUCGGCUGAAGCGACUUCAAUAGUUCGACAGUGCUCACGAAGACAGAGUAGACAGUAUGUGUUGUGCCAAAUGAUGUUCCCAUGAAAUUAAUCACAGGACACUGAGACCUCAAAACUCUGCCAACAGUGUGAGCGUGUUGAGUCUGGACAAUCACUAUAAAAGCACAGGAACAUGAGGGAAGGGGGAGACACGCAGCUCGGUUGAAUGUCAUUACGUACUUGCUCUAAACAAAGCAUUUUAGACAAUUGUAUUUAAGUAUAUCUAUUUGUAUCUGUCUUUUAUACAUUUAUCAUUAAUGUACGCUACAGUCAAUUUGGUGGAUUACUUUAUAUUUAUUAGGU
Messenger RNA from Hippoglossus stenolepis (Pacific halibut), 5127 nucleotides. It is a transcript of the gene cnih2, whose product is annotated as cornichon family AMPA receptor auxiliary protein 2. The record is from RefSeq and is a predicted model, not a curated record. Bases 1595 to 2047 code for a protein of 150 amino acids. NCBI's taxonomy places the organism in Eukaryota, Metazoa, Chordata, Actinopteri, Pleuronectiformes, Pleuronectidae. The transcript is spliced from 6 exons. Gene Ontology annotation, biological process: vesicle-mediated transport; regulation of AMPA receptor activity. Gene Ontology annotation, cellular component: synapse; dendrite.